AUGGAGAAUGAGAAGGAAAACAAACUGAAGGAAUUUGUAAUUGAAAAUAAGUUAGACAAAAAGUGGUGGAAUAUUCCUGUGGAAGGCUUGAGUAUCGAGGAGUUAAAGCAGAGGCACCAAGCGUUUGAACAUUUGUCUUCUAGCUUAUGCGGUAAGGAUUCACACUGGUUGGGAAAAGACGGUGGUGGUUCAUCUUCUGACCCUCCGAGACGUGGACAUUGUGAUGAUGGCAAACUGAACCAUAUGGUUUCCUCAUCCUCCAAAAUCCCACACACUGUUGAAGAAACCAUGGACGUUGACGUUCAAGUUGAAGGAGAAGAGUGCCAACGAACUCAAAACCGAGGGAAGGCCAUUGCUGUUGAUGCAACUUCUGGUGUCUCUUCUCAGUCAAAGAAGGUGAUGAAAGUCGUUGUGCCAAGGUCUGGUGUCUGGAAGCAUUUCACCCGAACCAAAGAAAGUCGUGACAGAUGCAUCUGCCACUAUUGUCAGAAGAUCUUCUCAUGCGCUACCAAAUCAGGAACAUCAAACCUCCAGAAGCAUCUGUCCAUCUGCAAAGAGUACCAAGCUUGGUUAAUCAGUCAAGGUAUGAAUCAGAUGGAGAUCAACACUGAUGGCAAUCUGAAGUCAUCAGAAGUUGCAGAGUCUGUUUUCAGAGAGGCAUCAAAUGAGUUGAUUGUAAACCUCUACAAGCCACAUUCGAGUAGGACUGCCACCAGCGACAUCGUUGAGAUGUAUGUGAGGAAGAAAGCAGCUUUGAAAAACAUGCUUCGCACAACCAAACAAAGAGUGUCACUUACAACUGACAUUUGGGUUUCACAGGUCACAGGUGCAAGUUACAUGGUGAUAACUGCCCACUUCGUGGACGCAACUUGGCAGCUGAAGAAGCUUAUCAUAGGUUUCAAGUAUGUGAUGGACCACAAGGGUCAGACCAUCGCAACUGUGCUCUUGGAGUGUCUAGCUGAAUGGGACAUUGAGAAGGUAUUUUGCAUUACAGUAGACAAUGCAACUGCUAAUACUUCUGCCAUUAGGAGAUUCCAUAGGGAUUUUAGUGAUGUUUCCCCUGAGUCUUUAGUUCUAGAUGGGAGUUUCUUGCACAUGAGGUGCUGUGCUCACAUCAUCAAUUUAAUUGCUAAGGAGGGUUUGACCGAGGUAGGAGAAAAUGUGUUAGCCAUUAGGAACGCUGUUCAGUAUGUUCGCUCUUCAACACCUAGGCUUAAUGCAUUUGAUCUUAGAGUCACAACUGGGAGAAUGAGUCGAGGUACCUUACCUAUGGAUAUUAAGACUAGAUGGAAUUCAACCUUCCUAAUGCUGUCUAGGGCUCUUCAGUUUAGAACUGCAUUUGAUAGGAUGGAGGCAGAAGAUAGGUUGUAUAAUGAUUAUUUUUUGGAGAUGGAAAAUGGGGUUAAGAGGUGUGGACCACCUUCUUUGAGAGACUGGAGUGCUGUUGAGAAGCUCAAGAGGUUUCUGAUAAUCUUUUCCAACAGCACUCUGGUUGUUUCUGCCUCUACGUCGGUGAAUUCUUACAAGUGCUACGGUGAGAUAGUGACCAUAGAAAGAAACCUCACUGCACUGGCCAACAGCUUCGAUCCUGAGUUGAAGGUGAAAGCGUCAGAGAUGUUGCAAAAGUUUCUCAAGUACUGGGAUGGUAUCAAGAGUGUCAACAGGAUGCUGAUCUUGGCCAUGGUUUUCGAUCCAAGGAAUAAGAUGCAAUUUGCAAAGCUGUGCUUUGAGAAGCUCUAUGAGAAGGAGAGCUUAGAGUCUAAAGCAAUGCUGGAAUCUGUUGGUGAUCUUCUCAGGACUAUGUUCAAGGAGUACAACACAAGAUUCAGAGGGUCUACUGGAGAAGCCUCUCAGUCAAAUCACGCAUCAUCAUCUCAGGCUCCUCCAGAGUCGCAAGAUCAAGGCACAGAUAGAAUGGAGCUGGUGGUUGAAGAUUUCGGUUAUGAGCGGAUGGAUUGUGUGUACAAGGAGAUGGUUGCUGAAAAGGGAGAGGAUACAAGGGACGGACUUGAAGUGCACUUGAAGGAGGCAGUUGAAACUCCUAAGCUCUUGCUUGGUGUGGAGUUUGACAUUCUCGCUUGGUGGAAGGUUCACAAGAUGAAGUAUCCUGUGCUUGCUGAAAUGGCAAGAGAUCUACUCGCCAUGCAAGUUUCAUCAAUGGCAUCCGAAAGUGCUUUUAGCACAAGUGGGAGGAUGUUGGAGCCAUAUCGGAGUUGCUUAACUCAUUACAUGAUAGAAUUUCUCAUGUGUACUGAGAAAUGGAUGCAUGCUGACAUCAAGAGUUUCAAGCACAAACACUUGAUGAUUGAAGCUUCAAGGUCGAAGCAUGAAGUGGAAGAAGGCGGGUGA
Messenger RNA from Brassica napus (rape), 2349 nucleotides. Its product is annotated as zinc finger BED domain-containing protein RICESLEEPER 2-like. Gene Ontology annotation, molecular function: DNA binding; protein dimerization activity. The transcript is spliced from 6 exons. Lineage: Eukaryota; Viridiplantae; Streptophyta; Magnoliopsida; Brassicales; Brassicaceae. The record is from RefSeq and is a predicted model, not a curated record. Bases 1 to 2349 code for a protein of 782 amino acids.